This is a messenger RNA of Cinclus cinclus, 1538 nucleotides long. RefSeq names its product zinc finger protein 239-like. Gene Ontology annotation, biological process: regulation of transcription by RNA polymerase II; central nervous system development. Gene Ontology annotation, molecular function: RNA polymerase II cis-regulatory region sequence-specific DNA binding; DNA-binding transcription factor activity, RNA polymerase II-specific. The record is from RefSeq and is a predicted model, not a curated record. The transcript has 3 exons. Lineage: Eukaryota; Metazoa; Chordata; Aves; Passeriformes; Cinclidae. Gene Ontology annotation, cellular component: nucleus. The coding region runs from base 263 to 1147 and encodes 294 amino acids.
ACGAGGAAGAGGAGCCUUCAUUUUUCUUCUUGCCUUGAGUUCAUCUCUCCCACGGCUUCCACUGUACCAGGGCCGGGAGGUCAGCGGCGCUACCCAGCGCAGCUUCUGUAGCUGUCUGAUCUUCUACAGGGGAGAAGAAGAAAAAGAAGAAGAAAGAGGAAAUUCGCGGGUCCACCGCGCCCUGUGUCCGCAGCCCUCCCGGCCCGUGGAGCUUCUGCCCCGCCGCAUCCCACAGGAUUUGUCAUUCCUAAGGCUUGGCUGAAUGGAGGAUGAGGCUGCAGUGAAGCGGGAGAUGCCCUGGGACGCUGAGGCAGGCAAUGAGCUGCAGACAGAGAUCAAGGAGGAGAAACCUCCCUGGCAGAACAUUAUGGAAGAGGCCAUUUUGAGCAGCUCCAUGGCGCAGGAAUCAAGUGGGGAGGAAAAGCCCCAGAGAUCCCUCACAAGGAGGAGCUGCAAACCCAGCCCAGGAUGCUCCAAGGAGGAAAGAUCUCCCCUGUACUGGGAAGGCAGCCAGAGCUUCAGCCUGAGCUCAGAGCUGGUGGAGAAGCCUCAUGCGGGGGAGAAGCCCCACGAGUGCUUGGAAUGUGGGAGGAGCUUCAGCCGGAGCUUCCAUCUCCUCCGCCACCAGAUGAUCCACACAGGGGAACGCCCAUAUGCGUGCUUGGAAUGUGGGAAGAGCUUUAGCAGGAGCUCCUGUCUGAUCCGCCAUCAGGUAAUUCACACGGGUGAACGGCCCUACAAGUGCAAGGAAUGUGGGAAAAGCUUCAGUGACCGCUCCAACCUCCUCACCCACCAGCGUCUGCACGCCAGGGAACGACCCUACCAGUGUGGGGAGUGCGGGAAGAGCUUCAGCAUCAGCUCCAACCUAAUCCAGCACCAGAAGAUCCACAGUGGAGAACGGCCCUACGAGUGUCCCGAGUGUGCAAAGAGAUUUCGGACCAGCUCCCAUCUCCUCCUGCAUCAACGCAUUCACACGGAUGAGAGGCCCUUCCGCUGCCCCAGCUGUGGGAAGGGCUUCAAACGCAACUCCCACCUUGUCAGCCAUGAGCGUGUCCAUACCGGAGAGAGGCCCUACAAAUGUCCUGAGUGUGGGAAGAGCUUCUCCCACAGCUCUGCCUUGACUUCACACCAACGGACCCAUGAGUAGGGGAAGUCCUACAAGUGCCUUGACUUCAGGAAGAGUUUUGUCUCCUGCUCCAGCUUCACCACCCACUAAAGGACCCAUGUUGCAUUAUCUACAGUGGCCCAGAUCAUGCAAAAACAUGGUGAUCCACAUUCCUGGUGAUCCAUGUUGGGUGAAUACCUGGUGACCUAUGUUCCACAUGAUCCACACAGGGAAGACACCUGUCUGGUGGUCUUCGCCUGCUCCUGGUUCCCUGGAGGCACCUGGAUGAACACAGGGGGAAUGAACGUCUAUCAGGAUGUGGACUGACAUCAGAAAUUGAAUACUGAGGCCUGAAUGACAGGCACUGCACCAAAGUUGAUCUCUAGAUGAACCUUCCAACCAAACAUUAUAUGAUGCUUGAAUCUGCUAAUUA